CUAUAUGUAUGCAAGUACAUAAAUAUUUCUGUGAGCAAGCAAUUAGAAUAGGUUUAUUUAGUACUGUUUCUUGAAUCGCCCUCGACAGCUGACUGCGAUGAUAACAUGUGAAUGGCUAAAGUCGCGCUUACGGCUGUCAGUGGGUAGACACCCCUGCUCAGCAAGAGAUGUAUACAAACUUCGUGGCUAAAAGAAAAAAAUUUAAUUAGUCAACAACAAAAAAGCUGUGAAGUGCAUUUCAUGGGCAACAUGGCAAGCCUGGAUCUGCGACAAAGCUCAACGCUCCACAGCCUGGUGUGCCAGUCUAUAUUGGUGCUGUUGUGUUUAAUCUGUUAUGGCUAUGGCGGUCUAAGCGGUGCAAAAUUUGUGUUCGAUGACACUGUGGCCAUUGUUAAGAACAAAAAUGUCAACACACUGCCUACCAAUUGGACGGCGAUCUUUAGCCAUGACUUUUGGGGUGCGCCGCUCCUAAGCGCAGAUUCGCAUAAAUCGUUUCGGCCACUAACAACGCUCAUGUUCCACUACGAAUACGCUUUGCUUGGCCUGAAUGCCGCCCAUAUGAAAUUUCUCAAUCUCUUGCUGCACUGCGUCAAUACGUUACUCAUGUGGCGCCUUGUACGGUCGCUGUAUGUGGAAGAUAUAGACAUUGAACGUUGGGCGACGAUAUCAGCGGCACUAUUUGCCGCCCAUCCGGUGCACACGGAAGCCGUAUCUGGAGUAGUGGGCAGAGCGGAGCUAAUGUUUGGGUUAAUACACCUCCUUUGCCUGCUCCUAACAGUGGCUAGUGCAGACAAGCAAGGCGUGAGCAGUGUUAGUCUCAUUCUAUUGCUUACAGCAGUUGGCAUGCUGUUCAAGGAGUCCGCCGUAACCAUACCGUUAUCCUGCAUUAUGUUGGACUACUUCCAGAACGGAACCUACAUGUUGCCGCUGAAGCUACAGCAGCGGGUGAUCACCACACGCCUACGCUACCUGUGCUAUCUGUGCGGCAUGCUCUCCCUACUGAUUUUGCGUCUCUGGUGGCAAAACUUUGAAGCGCCGGAAUUCAAACCCGUGGACAAUCCAAUUGCACACAAUGAGCAGCUGCUCACGCGUGGUCUAUCGCAACAGUACCUGUAUGUGGUGAACUUCUGGCUGAUGCUGUGCCCGCAAUGGCUAUGCUUCGACUGGGCGCUGGGCUGCAUCAACCUGGUGACCAGCAUUUGGGAUAUGCGUCUGCAGGCAGUCAUUGCCUUCUAUUCCUUCAUAAUUGUCUCCGUGAUGAACUUUCGACGACUCGCAGGCCUUAUGCUCGGCUUGGCCUUGAUGGUGAUUCCAUUUCUGCCCGCUUCCGGAAUUAUACGUGUGGGAUUUGUUAUUGCGGAACGCACAUUGUAUGUGCCAUCGAUUGGCUUCUGCUUGGUGUCCGUCUAUGGCUUCCUCUACUGCUAUCAAAACUAUGCGGGCAACAUUUAUUGCCGUGCGGCUCUGCAGGCGCUGCUCAUGCUGCUCUUUGCAGUGUUCAUGAUACGCACGCGCCAGCGUGCUGCCGAAUGGCUAAAUGAGGAGCAGUUGUUCAACUCGGCGCUGCAGGUGUGCCCGAACAAUGCCAAGGUACACUAUAACAUAGCACGGCUGGCCACGGACAAUGGCAACAGCAGCCGAGCAUUUCAGCACUAUUUGAAGGCUGUUCAACUGUAUCCGGAGUACGAGUCGGCGCUGAUGAAUCUGGGCAAUCUGUAUCGCGAGUAUGGACAACUGCAGACGGCUGAGAAGUAUAUUCGCGCUGCAUUGGCUGCCUAUCCCGCUUUUCCCGUAGCGUGGAUGAAUCUGGGCAUCGUGCAGUCGGCGCAGAAGAAAUACGACCAGGCACUGGACAGCUAUAGACAGGCCCUCAAGUAUCGCUCCGAUUAUGCCGUCUGCUACUAUAACAUGGGCAAUCUGUUUCUGGAGCAGCAUCAAUACGGCGAGGCGCUGCAUCAUUGGCAGCAUGCCGUAGCCGUCAAUCCGCGACAGCCCAAAGCUUGGGCUAAUAUUCUAACCAUGCUAGAUAAUCGCGGCAUGUACGAGGAUGCUCUACGAAUUUCCAGUCAGGCUCUAACCCAACUGCCCAAUGAACCGAGCAUUAUGUUUAUACGGGCGAAUGUGCUCGGUAAACUGAAGCAUUACAUGGAAGCGGAGACACUAUAUAAGCAGGUCCUUGACCUGGAGCCACAGAAUAUGCUGUAUCACACGAAUCUCGGUGUGCUCUACCAUCGCUGGGACAAAUUGGACGAAGCCAUCGAAUGCUAUCAGACUGCCAUUAGCAUUAAUUCCUUGCGAGCGACGACGGCGCGAGAUAAUCUGGGCAAGCUCUUGAAGCGCUUGAACCGCGAAUCUUAUAAGGAACCACAGCAAUAAGGAUCCUUCCAAAAGGGAACCCUACUCUAAGUUAAAGACAUCUGGUCAUAGUUGUAAGUUUCAUCCAGCUUCGUAACAAUCCAAUAUUUAAAAAUAAGUGUAAGAAAUGAUUUCGAAAAGUUUAAGAACUGAUUGCGUGACUUUUUAUAGAUAUUUAAAAGAUUUUCUUAGUUGAGAGUAAAACGUUUACGAAUGAACCACAAAAAGGAACACUCAUAUCAAUUGCUCUGUUGUAUAUAUCCCACAUUAAGUAAACAGUUCUUAUUUACACUGCCAGUAAAACGUUUAUAAAUCAACCACAAAGAAGAAUUGUAAUCUGAAUUGUUUCCAUAUUCUCAGUCAUUUUUUUAUCAACGAAUGUGUCACAAAGCAGAAAUUUAAAAUUAAAUAGUCCAUCAAUGGCGUAAACCCCCAAAUAGAUCGGUAAUAUGUUUAUAAUGAAAUAGUCAUUCUUGUGUUUCUAUGCGCUUGAAUGAUAUCACGCUGUCUGCCUUAUCAAUAUUUGUGGUUGCCUAUGACAAGUCAUCCAUAUCAUAUCUUCUAACUAACACCGAUCUCUGUCAACUUGAAUGUUCCACUCUAACUUUUUGAAAUUAUA
Molecule: messenger RNA, 2974 nt
Organism: Drosophila hydei
Lineage: Eukaryota; Metazoa; Arthropoda; Insecta; Diptera; Drosophilidae
Gene: Tmtc4
Product: protein O-mannosyl-transferase TMTC4
Exons: 1
Coding region: 241-2376 (711 amino acids)
Biological process (GO): endoplasmic reticulum unfolded protein response; protein O-linked glycosylation via mannose
Cellular component (GO): endoplasmic reticulum
Molecular function (GO): mannosyltransferase activity; protein binding
Source: RefSeq, a predicted model, not a curated record